AACAGCUCUGCAAACACACCUGCGCAGAUGUCGAUAGCUGUAUAUGAUUCUUAAUCACUCUGUUGUUUCGUGUGUUUUUGAGCAGUUUAAUUAAACACGGUUGAUUUAUCAGAAUGUCUGUUGCGGAUUUUCAGAGAGAAACGGAGCGUCUCAGAAAGUUACUUUGCAAACACAACAGAGAAACUCACAGAAUUCAUGAUCUCAAAGAGACUUUAAGUGUGUUUGAAGAAUUUGACAAUAAACUCCAAACUGAACUCAAAUCUGACAUCCUGAAGGUGCAACAACAGCUGCAGAAGAUGAAGAAUUGUGUUUAUAGAUUUCAGGUGCAGCUCACAGAUGUCAAACCAUCUCCAGACUUGAUUGACAAAUUAAAAGACACCAUGACAGAUAUCGAAAACUCCAUCAACAUGUUCAAAGACUCACAAUAUCAAAGUUUUGAGGAGCUCUUGAAAGAGGAGACGACAGUUUGGCAGGAAAUCACUGCCUUGGAGAAAAAGAUUGAUGUUUGGUCUUUGCCAGUAAAAGCAGACGGUCUUCCACGAGCUCGCUCGGACAAACUCUCCACAGACCAGAAGAACUCGAGGAAUCUUCUUCCAGAGGUGACGGCUCUUGAGAUGUUUCUCCAGCAGCGAGGAGGCUCACAGGGCGGCUGGGACACGUAUGACCAUCAGAGCUUCGUAAAAGUUUGGACGAAACACAGCGGAAAACCCUCCUACAGAAAAGAAGCCAAGUUUUAUUUACCUGAUAAAACUGAAGAGGACAUUAAAGUGCAUGAAGAGUGGUAUCUUGAGCUGUGCCAUCUACAGGACAACAAGAGGGAGGCCAUCCAAAGAUGGAGAGCAGCCAAGCAGAGAGAGCAGGACCUUCAGAGAGAGCAGCAGGACAGAGAUGAUGUGAAGGAGGAGCUGGAGGAGACGACCGCAGCGGCUCAGCGCCUCAGACAGGAGCAACAACGCAGGGAGGCGUCGGAGCGACUGGAGGCCUGGAGAAACCGCAAGAAACAGCAGCAGGAAGAAGCUCAGGAGCAGCAGCUGAGAGACGAGAUCCUCAGGAGGAGACGUGCAACAGAAGAGCGCAGGAGACAGCUGGAGGUGAAGCUCCUUGUGGAGGCGCAUGUCCGACAGAAAAAGCAGGAGGAGGAGCAGCGUCUGCUGGAGAAGGAGGUGCAGGAGCAGAUGGAGAGAGAGGAGCGUCACAGACUCGUGGCAGAAAACAUCAAACACUUUCAAGAAAGAGACUCGCAGCGUUUAGAGGUAAAACUGCAGGAGAAACAGAGUAAACACGAGGAGGACUGUGAGCGACAACGGAAACUAGCUAAACUCAAGGAGAAGGUGGAAGUUCAUGUCAGUCGAGAUCCCUCGAGACUUUGGAGAGCCACUGAAGGGUGGGAGUCUCGAACUAAAGCGGUUGGCCCGUCCGGGUGUGGACCGGUGUUACACAUGUUCCACAGGGCCGUUCCAACAUGGAGACAAGACUUGUGAAAUCCUGAUGCAGAAGAACUCAACCAGCAAAUCUCUGAGAUGUUGCAUACAAUUAUUAAUUUAAAGAUACUCAAUAUUUCUGUUGGUUUCUUCUGACAUCUUCAUGAUAUCAUAUUUUACAUUUAAAUGGCCAUUAAACUUUAUUUUUGAUCACAAUGCACCUGCAAAUCAUUUAA
Messenger RNA from Myxocyprinus asiaticus (Chinese sucker), 1657 nucleotides. RefSeq names its product coiled-coil domain-containing protein 112. Lineage: Eukaryota; Metazoa; Chordata; Actinopteri; Cypriniformes; Catostomidae. The record is from RefSeq and is a predicted model, not a curated record. The transcript is spliced from 9 exons. Bases 114 to 1481 code for a protein of 455 amino acids.